AUGCGGGCCGCGGCGGGCGGGAGAGGCCCUUCACUAUGCGUGCCGUCGUUCUCUUUCACUUUGUCUAUCGCGCAACUCCCGCUCGCUUGUUAUUUGUCCCCUACCCGCAACCAUAAGGGCUCACUUUGCCAGCGCAACACCCCCAUCUCUCGCCUACAAGCCGCGCAAGAGCUCAACUACGGCCAAGUCUUCAACCAACGACAUCUUGGGGCUUAA
This is a messenger RNA of Parastagonospora nodorum SN15, 216 nucleotides long. RefSeq lists its product as hypothetical. Lineage: Eukaryota; Fungi; Ascomycota; Dothideomycetes; Pleosporales; Phaeosphaeriaceae. The record is from RefSeq and is a predicted model, not a curated record. The transcript is spliced from 2 exons. The coding region runs from base 1 to 216 and encodes 71 amino acids.